AGGCAUGGAUAACUAACCAUGCUCACUCCACCUGUUAGUGCGCCAAGAGUAGAUAACUCUUUAUUUACAGAGGGCGCAGAAUGUAAUAUGGUAGCCUCCAUUGACUUCACAUGGAGCAGAUAGUUGAACAAGAUUUGCCAAAGGUGCUGAAUAUCUUCAAAGAUGUCAAAAACAAAACAUCAGAUGCUAUUGGUCAGGUGACAUCACUGAUAUCAAAAAUAGAAAAUGGUGAACAUCCAACAGCAAAGGGUAUCAGCUUUUUAGAGGUUAAAUUUGAAAUGUUAUUGAGUUAUCUGAUCAACUUGGUUUAUACUAUGCUACGAAAGUCAAGUGGUUUAUCAAUAGCAGAUGAUCCAGCUAUUGAACGAUUAGUUGAAAUAAGAACAGUUUUAGAAAGAAUGAGACCCAUUGAUCAAACCCUGAAGUACCAAAUAGACAAGCUUAUCAAGACUGCACAAACUGGAACUCAAGAUGCUAGUGAUCCAUUACGUUUCCGAGCCAAUCCAGCAAAUUUAGCUGCUGAGGCAGAUAAUGAUGAUGAAGAAGAUGAAGAUGGUGAACCAAAGAAAUAUGUGGCUCCUAAAGUUGCUCCUGUAGCUUAUACUGGUGAUUUAACAGCAGCAGAACAAGAAGAGUUGAUAAAACAGAGAGCUGUUAAACGAGUAUUAAGCAGUCGUAUGUUAAAAGAGUUGAGACACCAGUAUGAUGAUUCACCUGAAGAAAUUAGGGAAGCUUAUGAUGUUCACAGAUUACGAGAAAAUAAAACAGAAAGAGACAGAACAGAAUAUGAAGAAGAGAGAUUUAUUCGUUUACCAAGCAGUAAAAAACAAAGGGCAUCAGAGGGAAAUAACCUAGCAACACUGACAUCAUUAAGUAAAUUAACAGAAUUUGGUGACAUGUCUGCGUUGACAGCAGAUGAUGGUUUAUUUAAAAGUAGAGGAGGCAAGAAAAGUAAGAUGUCAACAGCUAAUAAAAAGCAAAAGUCCAAAUCGAAAGGAAAGAAAAAGCUUAAAGGUUCCAAAUUUAAAAGGCGAAAAUAAGAAGAUCUUAAUAAAAAAAUUGUUGUAUUUGUAAAA
Molecule: messenger RNA, 1076 nt
Organism: Patella vulgata (common limpet)
Lineage: Eukaryota; Metazoa; Mollusca; Gastropoda; Patellidae
Product: neuroguidin-A
Exons: 13
Coding region: 111-1040 (309 amino acids)
Biological process (GO): maturation of SSU-rRNA from tricistronic rRNA transcript (SSU-rRNA, 5.8S rRNA, LSU-rRNA)
Cellular component (GO): small-subunit processome; nucleolus
Source: RefSeq, a predicted model, not a curated record